AUGAACAAAUCUUUUUUUUUAAUCGUGUCCUACUUCUUACUUGUUGUUCAUUUUAAUACUGCAAGAGCACAGCGCAGUCAAGAUGAACUUUCUCAUGGGUACGUUAAUCUAACAGGAAGUGAUGGCAACAUAACGAGGGGGAUAGUAACCCUACAUAAGGAUAAAUCGAAAGAAAAUAAAUUAAUAAAAAGGUCCUUUCUUCAAUAUAACACUUUAUCAAAUAGAUCAUCAUCAUCACCAUGUGUUGGCGAUGACUGUUUUUGUCAAAAUUUUUACGAUUUGACUUUGAUUAUAGAUGAAUCUGGAAGUAUAGGAACUACAAAUUGGGAAAAAUAUGUCAUCCCAUUUACCGAAAAAAUUAUAAAGGAUUUAUAUAUUAGCAACGAUGAUGUACACGUAGGAAUUUUAUUGUUUUCCAUUUCUAAUAGAGACUACGUUACCUUUGAUGAUAAUGAAAGCUAUGACAAAGAUGCACUUUUGAAAAAAGUAGAUAAACUAAAAAAACAAUACGCUGCUGGAGGUGGUACCAAGAUUGUUGAAGCUUUAAAGUAUUCUUUGGAAAAAUACACAUACCAUAAAAAAGGAAGAAAGAAUGCUCCUAAAGUAACAAUACUUUUUACUGACGGAAACGAUAGUUCUUCAAAUAGCUCUAAGCUCCUUGAUAUGGGAUUGACAUACAGAAAAGAAAAUGUUAAAUUACUAGUUCUCGGUGUUGCAUCAGCGUCAGACAUUAAUUUGAAAUUAAUAGCUGGAUGUAGUGAUAAGAAUGCUCAUUGCCCCUAUUCUAUGAAAGCGGAAUGGGAAACUAUAAAUGAUAUAACGAAAAAGUUAACUAACAAGAUAUGCCACACAGAACAGGAGGAUGAUUCUGAACCAGAAGAGGGGGGAACUGCUGCCCCUCAGCCAAACCCAUGCCAAGGUGAUGACUGUUUUUGUGAAGACUACUAUGAUUUAACUCUAAUCCUAGAUGAAUCUGGAAGUAUAACCCUAAAUAAAUGGAAAGUUGACGUUGUCCCAUUUGCAGAAAAGGUUUUAAGUAAUUUGAAUAUAAGUAAAAAUAAUAUACAUGUAGGAAUUAUGCGUUUUGCUGUUCGAGUAGUAGAAGAUGUUGGUUACGGCCAAGAAACAAGGUACGACAAAAAUGCGUUAAUAAAUGUAGUUAAAGGACUGAAAAACAAAUAUGGAAGUGGAAAAGGAACACACAUUGUAGAUGCUUUAGAACAUUCACUGGCAAAUUUUACAAGACAUCCAAACAACAGGCCAAAUGCACCUAAAGUAACGAUUCUAUUUACGGAUGGGAAUGAAAAUCAUAAACGUUCCAGUGACGUACGAGAUAUAGGAUUAAAAUAUAGAAAGGAAAAUAUAAGACUAAUUGUGGUAGGAGUUUACAAAGCCACCACAAAGAGUUUAAAAAUGUUGGCUGGUUGUAAGGAAAAUGAGCCCUGUCCGCAAGUUAUUAAAUGCGACUGGAACGAGUUGACUAGUAUAACAAAAGUGAUUACAGAUAAGAUAUGUGACAUAGAUUCUGGGGAACUUCCAGGUUCGUCCGAAAAUCCAGGCUCUUCAGGCAAUGAUACCAACCCAGAUUACACACCCUGCACCAAUUGGGACGAUUGUUAUUGUAAAAAUUUCUACGAUAUAACUUUAAUUUUAGAUGAAUCAGCCAGUAUAGGAGAUUUUAGAUGGAAUAACGAAGUCGUUCCAUUUGCGAAAGAAAUUGUAUAUGGUUUAAACGUGGGUUAUUCAACUGUGCAUGUAGGCAUUUUGCUUUUUGCUGAUUCGAGAAGAGAUAUUGUUAGAUUCACUGAUACAAUGAGAUAUGACAAAUCGAUUUUAAUGCAAAAAAUACAUGAUUUAAAAGGAGAUUACACAAAUGGAAAGAAAACUUUUCUUAUUCAAGCUCUAACAUAUGCAUUAGAAAGUUACACAAAAAACUCAAGUAGACCUAAAGCCCCUAAAGUAACAAUGCUAUUUACGGAUGGUAACGAUUCGAGUGAAUCAAACCAGGGGUUAUAUAAUAUUGGAUUGGCAUAUCGAAAAGAAAAAGUGAAAUUAUUAAUAUUAGGAGUUUCUAUGGCCGAUGAAAACAAGUUAAAGUUGUUGGCAGGAUGCACACGGGAUUCAAAUUGUCCAUUUGUGAUUAAGGUUGAGUGGGGACAGUUACAUAAUGUGUCGAGCGAACUUGUCAGGAGGAUAUGCAGCACGGGGCCUAUAAUACCUCCUGAGAUUACUCCACCUGAGGUUAGCUCGCCUGAGAUUACCCCACCUGAGGUUAGCUCGCCUGAGAUUAUUCCACCUGAGGUUAGCUCGCCUGAGAUAGAACCACCCAGUCCAUGCAUUGGAGAUGAGUGCCUUUGCCACAACAUCUACGAUUUAACUUUAAUUUUAGACGAAUCAGCUAGCAUAGGAAGUUCUAAUUGGAAAAAACAAGUGUAUCCCUUUGUGGAGAAACUUGUAAAACAUUUAGAAAUUUCGGAAAGUAAAGUUCAUGUUGGAAUUAUGUUAUUUGCGAAACAUAUGAGAGAUUUUGUUAAAUUUUCGGAUAAAGAAAGUUAUGAGAUGAAUAGUUUAAUGAAAAAAUUCCCUGAUUUAGAAAAGACGUAUAAGGCUGGAUCUUAUACAUACAUAGUAGAAUCUUUGCAACACGCAUUACAACAUUAUACCAAAGGAGUAAAUAGCAGGUUAGAUGUACCCAAAGUUACCAUAUUAUUUACGGAUGGCAAUGACAGUAGAUCUGGAGAUGAUGCUUUAUCAAAUGUGAGUUUAUUGUAUAAAAAAGAAAAUGUAAAAUUAUUGGUAGUAGGUGUUGGAGCAGCAAGUAUGCAUAAGUUGCGAUUAUUAGGAGGAUGUCACAAAACGGAAGGAGAUUGUCCAUUUGCUAUAAAAAUAGAAUGGGAUAAACUAAAAGACAUAUCAAAAGGAAUGGUUGAUAAGAUAUGCAACACAGAGGCAGAAAUAGAAACAACACCGGAAACGGAAACGACUCCAUGUGAGGGUAAUGAUGACUGUUUUUGUAAAGAUUACUUCGAUUUGACAUUUAUUGGUGCUCCAUCGACAAAAAAAAAUUAUAAAAGGAAAAAUGAACUUACAAAAUAUGUUACAAAAAUUAUUAACAAGUUUAAUAUAGCGAAGCAGCAUGUGCAUGUUUCACUUUCUAUCCAUUUGAAAGCAAAAACUGUGAAUACCGAUUUUAAUGACGAAAUAGCUCAUAAUAAGAAGGAAUUAUUAAAAGUACUCGAAGUGAUGGAUAGUGAAAAUUUGAAUAACAAAACAAAUAUUGCAGAGGCUUUAGAGGUGGGUCUCAAACAAUCGUUUUCAAAUGGUAAUAGGGGGAAAGCACCUAAGAUAGCGAUAUUACUAACAAAUAGUAACAAUGAUAUAUCUGAACAAGCCAUGUUACAAAAUAUUUCCAAAAAGUAUGCAGAUAAAAAAGUUAAACUUUUAGUAGUAGGUGUAGGUAAAUUGCCAAAGGAAAUAUUAUUUAUAGCAGCUGGAUGCAAUUUAGACAGCAAUGAGAAUACAUGUCCUCAUGUGUUUAUAUCUACUGGAUUUUCAUAUAUAAAUAGCGUCGAAAAGUUUUUAAAAAAGAAUGUAUGUGACAAAGUAGGUGAUGAUGGAACACAGCAGGUUAAUCCUCCAUUACCUGAUCCAAAUGUUCCAUGUGAUGAUGACGAAUCGUGUGAAGAAUGUGAUGAUGAUGUUUGCAAUAAUAACCCUACAUGUAAAAAAGCUUUCGAUAUAGCAAUCGUUCUAGAUCAAUCACGUAACAUUAGUAACGAACAAUGGAAAAUGUAUGUGAAGCCUUUUACUAUACAUACUGUUAAACAGAAUUACUUGUCAAAAUACAGAACACAUGUAACAAUAGUAAAGAUGAGCAGAACGGCAAAUGUGCUUUGGAAGUUGGACAGGAAAGUAAGCUAUAAAAAGAAUAAAAUGAUUAAAAGGAUAAAAAAAUUAAUAAAAUCUUCAUCGAUUAAAAAGGACAUAGCAAAUAAUUUAAAAUAUUUACGAGAAAAGGUAUUCAAUAAGACGCCUUCAAAUAAAAGAAAGCUAAUCAUCAUGCUAGUUGAAGGAAAAUCAAAUACCGAUUUGAAUGAAUUACGAAGAGAGAUUGAACUACUGAAAAUAAACAAAAUUGACAUAUUUGUAUAUGCAAUAGAUAACAUAGAUGAGAAAGAGUACAGAAUACUUGGAGACUGUGAAAAAAGCUCAUCAUCAUCAUCAUCAUCCGUGGUAUGUAAAAAUAUAGUGAAGGUAACGUGGGAUAAAUUACUACCAGCUGUAGAUAUACAUAACAAUUAUAUCUGCAAUCAAUAUCCUGAAGAUGCAGAAUGUUCUGAGUGGGGUGAAUGGAGCCCAUGCCAAGAAGCGUCAUCAUGUGAUAACUUAGCUGUUAGUAAGAGAGAAAGAAAAGGGCCACCCUACACAGUAAAGGAAGAAGGAUUUCUUGGAGAUAUGCAUGGAAGUUCGUGUGUGGAUUUGGGUUCCAUUGAAUAUAGAUCGUGUCCAAUAAAAGAGGAAUGCAAUGACAUUUGUGGAGAUUUUGGAGAGUGGAGUCAAUGUAAUGCAACUUGUGGAGAUGGAAUAAGAACAAGGCAUAGAGAUACAUCUUCAUCAUCCUCUGAUGACGAGUCGUGUACAGUAUUUAACGCAACCGAGGUUGAAGCAUGUAAUAUUCAGGAUUGUGAUUCUACAGAAGUAUGCGAAGAUGUUGGAGAAUGGAGUGAAUGGACCGCUUGCUCAAAAACAUGUGGAUACUCUACUAGAAGAAGAACUUUUACUAUUUUUCCCGAAGAUAUAGACGAAUAUGCUGAUUGCAAAAAUUUUAAAAAAACUGAAAUGGAAGUGUGUUCAGUUCCAGCAUGUGAAGAUGAAAAAUGUUUCGAAUGGGAAGAAUGGACUGAAUGGUCAGCUACAUGUGGGCCUAGAAAGAGGGUUCAAAGGGCACGUCGAUUAUUCACACGAGUGAGCAGUGGUACUGGUGCUAAUAAAACUGGUGUAGCAACAUAUCCAGCAGGAUUUACAUUGGAUUCAAGAAAUGAUAAUAAUGUCAACAACCCAUCUGACGAAUGCGAGAUUCACUAUGAGAACAAAAUCGAACGUGAUGAUGAAUCUGCAUCUUCCCCCCCGUGUACGAAUAAUCCAUGUGGUAGUUGGUCGGAGUGGUCAGAAUGUGAUCGUACUUGUAAUACUGGAAUGAGAACGAGACGCUUUAUUUCGAAUGUAACUGAUUUUACAGGAGAUGAUAAGAGUUUGUGUUUAGAAUAUCACAACGAAAUAGAAACGGAGCCAUGUUUGAACUUGCCUCUAUGUGAUGAAGGAGAAUGCAAUGAUUGGGAAACAUGGGUUGAAUGCAAAACAGAAGAGAGCCCAUCGUCGUCAUCAUCGUCACUAUCACCAUCGUCAUCUUGUCAUGCACCACCAAGGAAAAGAACGCUAACGAGAAAAUUAGAACUACUGAAAAAUAAAAAAGAGAAUACAUCAAAAAUUUGUAAUGAUUACAAAUUAUUUAGAGAAGAAGAAUGUCCUGUGUUCGAUAAUGCCGCCCCGUGCAUCAAUGCCUUAUGUAAUGAAUGGGAAGAGUGGGAAGAUUGCUCAGCAACUUGUGGCAAGGAAUCAUUCAGAAUUAGAAGGAGAAAAGAGCCCCUAGAACUCAUACCUCCAUCGGAAGAUAUGAAUGGAAAUAUGGGUUUAACCUGUGAACAGCAGAAUAUAAAAAUUGAAGAAAAGGAAGCAUGCAACGUUCCAGAUUGUGGGACACCUGGUGCAGGUAAUGGGGGAGGCAAUGGUCAAAACAACAAUAAUUCUAAUGGAGAAGGAAGUAGUAAAGGUAUGGGAACGGCAGAAAAGGUUUCACUAGCUGCAGGAGUAAUAGGAUUAGCAGCUUUAGGAGUAGGAGGUUUGAUAUAUGGUUAUAAUGCCUUAAGUGGAGGAGAGGUACCGCACAAUUCCAACAUGGAAUUCGAAAAUGUUGAAAGUGAUGGUGGAGAGGUGGAAAAAUCCAAUGAAGAUUUUGAAGUAAUUGAUGCAAACGAUCCCAUGUGGAAUUAA
Messenger RNA from Plasmodium gonderi, 6051 nucleotides. Its product is annotated as circumsporozoite- and TRAP-related protein. The record is from RefSeq and is a predicted model, not a curated record. The transcript has a single exon. NCBI's taxonomy places the organism in Eukaryota, Apicomplexa, Aconoidasida, Haemosporida, Plasmodiidae. Bases 1 to 6051 code for a protein of 2016 amino acids.